Messenger RNA from Fusarium graminearum PH-1, 1134 nucleotides. RefSeq lists its product as uncharacterized. The record is from RefSeq and is a predicted model, not a curated record. The transcript has 4 exons. Gene Ontology annotation, biological process: pyrimidine nucleotide import into mitochondrion. Gene Ontology annotation, cellular component: mitochondrion. Gene Ontology annotation, molecular function: pyrimidine nucleotide transmembrane transporter activity. Bases 1 to 1134 code for a protein of 377 amino acids. Lineage: Eukaryota; Fungi; Ascomycota; Sordariomycetes; Hypocreales; Nectriaceae.
AUGCCUUCUAAGCGUUACGAGCCAUCCUUUGGCGGUUUACAGAGUAACGAGAAAGGACAUAACAAAAUUCAUGAUUAUAACAAACGUUCAAAUGAACCAGCUCCGCGCCUUUCCCACCUGGAACACCUGAUAGUCCGCGUCUCUGAUAACUCGAUUCGGAGUCUUGCCGGGGCAACCAGUGCGAUAGCCUCCAGCAUCGUAACAAGUCCUCUGGACGUCAUAAAAGUCAAACUACAAGGAAGAGGUGGGCUCCAACUGUGGACGCUUGAUUCUGUCAGAAAACGACGUCCAUUGCAAGAGAGAGGUCUCAUUGGCACUGGGCGAGCAAUAUGGCAUCAAGGCGGAUUGAUUAUAUAUCAGAAGGUCAAUGACUCGCUAAAGAAGGUAUUCAUACUAAUCUCUGCCAAACGCCCAACAACAGACGUGGGUAUGCUCAAGCCUAUCUGCGGCUACUGGAGGUACCGUUUCUACAGUACUCACGAAUCCAUUAUGGGUUAUCAAAACCAGACUCAUAUCUCAGUCAAGUACAUCUACGAGGAAUACUCCGAGAGACUAUACGUCUGCCAUGGACGUAGCUCGGAAGAUUUAGCCAUACAGUUUCCAUUAUAUGAGCAAUUUAAGAUGUACUUUACGGGAUCAGGGCUUGGAAGUUGGCAUGAAGGCCAGGAAUGCCUCCAGAUCCUAGGGGUACUAACAGCUAGCGUGGCGAGCAAAGCGUGUGCAACUAUGGUCACAUAUCCGCACGAAGUUGUUCGAACAAGAUUACAAACGCAACAGAGAGUAUACCCUUCAUCAACAGCUGAACAAGCAGGAGCAAGGGAUGGCAAAGGCCUAUUGAUAUCUGAAAGUAGCCUACAAAGCGGAAAGGUCUGCAAUGCAGGGAAAACAUGGGAGAGAUUUCCCCGACUGAAUCAGGGCAUUAUAAGCACGCUUGAAACGAUCCUGCGGGAAGAAGGCUGGCGUGCCCUAUACUCUGGUAUGGGCACUAGCUUAAUCGGUGCUAUGCCAGCCUCCGCUAUGACAAUGCUGGUAUAUGAGACAGUAGUGUGGCAGAUUAAGAAGUCAAGUGCGCAGGCCAAAAGAAAGCUCGAAAUGCAGGAUGUAGCAGAAACUUGUGGUCUACGGCUCGUAUAA